Molecule: messenger RNA, 1867 nt
Organism: Chrysemys picta bellii (western painted turtle)
Lineage: Eukaryota; Metazoa; Chordata; Testudines; Emydidae
Source: RefSeq, a predicted model, not a curated record
CGCUGCCUGGCUAGGGCGCUGCCUGGUUUUAGGGCUGGGCUGGAGGGAUGACAAAGCAGAGGCGAGCCGGGCUCAGCCCUCCUCCUCCGGCUGCCCAGCGCCGCUGUUAUGGAAACCAGCCCGGCUUGCCCGAGCACAUAAUGGAGCAGCGAUGGCCAAGGCCGGCAGCAGCGGCGCAGCCCCCCAGGAGAGGCCGGGGGUCCCGGAGGGCCAGGACCCCUGGGAGCUGUCCCUGGAGGAGGUGCUGAAGUCCUACGAGCAGCCCAUCAAUGAGGAGCAGGCGUGGGCCGUGUGCUACCAGUGCUGCCGGGGGCUGGCGGGCGCGGAGGGGCGCUGGGGGCCGGCGGGCCGGAUCCGGGACACGGCGGACAUCCUGCUGCACAAGGAUGGGACGGUGACCGCCCGGGGGGAGCAGGGCUCGGCCGAGCUUCCCCUGACCCUGUCACCCUCAACGGAAGCACAGAUGGUGCAGUCGCUGGGAUUUGCCAUUUACCGGGCGCUGGACUGGGGGCUGGACGAGAGUGAGGAGCGAGAACUGAGCCCCCAGCUGGAGAAGCUGAUCGACCUCAUGGCCAACAGCGACUCUGACGACAGCGGCUGCGGCAUGGCGGACGAGGGCUACGGGGGGCAGGAUGAAGAGGAGGAGGCUGUGGAGGGGCUCCCACGAGCCGUGCGCACCUUCGGGCAGGCCAUGAGGAUGUGCGCCGCUCGCCUGACAGCCCCCCAGGAGGCACAGCAACAUUACCAGGCUGUGUGCAGGGCCCUCUUUGUGGAGACGGUGGAGCUGAAGGCUUUUCUCAGCAAGAUCCGGGAAGCUAAGGAGAUGCUGAGGAAGCUGAGGGAACAGGAGGAGGCGCAGGAGGAGAGGUCGACGGAUGAGCUCGAUAACCUGCGGAACACAGACUGGGCCCGGCUGUGGGUGCAGCUGAUGCGGGAGCUACGCGACGGUGUGAAGCUGAAGAAAGUCCAGGAGAAGCAGUACAACCCCCUACCCACCGAGUACCAGCUGACGCCCUUUGAAAUGCUGAUGCAGGACAUCCGGGCACGCAACUACAAGCUUCGCAAAGUCAUGGUGGAUGGUGACAUCCCCCCCAGGGUGAAGAAAGAUGCCCAUGAAUGCAUUCUGGAUUUUAUACGGUCACGGCCGCCACUGAAACAGGCGUCCGAGAGGCGGCUGCGCCCCAUGCCCCAGAAGCAGAGAACGCUCCACGAGAAGAUUCUGGAAGAAAUCAAACAAGAGAGAAAACUUCGCCCAGUCGAGAUCCGGCGCCAGGGUCAGAAAGGUUUUGGCUCCCUGCCCUGCAUCCUUAAUGCCUGCUCCAGCGACGUGAAGUCAACCUCCUGCAUCAACCUCUCUGUACCCGACUCAAGCACCUCCGCCCAGCGCCUGCGGCCAAGGGUUCUGCUCAAGGCUCCGACGCUGGCCGAGAUGGAGGAGAUGAAUAUCUCCGAAGAGGAGGAGUCUCCAAGCGCUGAGAUGGGGAGGGAGCCUGGCUUAGGGCUCCCCCUGAAGCGUGAUCGUUCCUUCUCUGAACAGGACCUGGCCCAGUUCCAGAGCGAGAGGGGCACCAGCCAGCCCGAUUCAGGGUUUCUGGCACCACGGGAGUCUGAGCCAAGACCCCGCUCAGGUAGCAUGAAUACUGCACGGAUCAGCAUGGAAACCAAGGGUUCGUUCCCAGCCAGUUACCACCAGAUCCCACCUAGCGCUGGUCCACUCACGGCCGACCGCGGCUCCCUCGGGGCUGUGGAGGAGAGGUCAGAGGGCAGCUCCAGCUCCACCCCAGACAGCAGCUCCAAGCAUCUGUGGCUGGUAAGUGUCCGAUUUGCAUACGUCCGAGCUGUCCGGCGCUAGAGCCCUGAGUCAUGC